AUGUCCCUUCGAUCCACCACUGGGUGUUCCACGUGUAAAACCAAACGCAAGAAAUGUGAUGAGACGAAGCCAAAGUGUUUGAAAUGCGUCCAAAAGGGACUGAACUGCGAAUAUCAAUAUGUUGAACCGACAGGUCGUGGUACCAGAAUACGGACGAAGCCAGCACCCAGGCCGCCAAGCGAACAAGCAAAGUUACUUGCUAAACAGCAAGCGAGCCUGAAAGAGGCUUCGGAGCUCGUCAAUGUUGCAGAGGGUCUGGAAACACCUGCUGAGCUAUUCGAGCCCUCUCUAGCGCCCCCGUUGAGGCUACGGUACCCCCCGAUACGGACUGGAGCGCGCUCUUUUAUUCUUUCUCCGCCUAUGGCCCCUCAGUACUCACCAUUGCCAAGGAUUUUAACGUCAGGUCAAGCAAGCUUAUUCGACGCCUUGUUCAGCCUGGACAAGGACGGCUCUGCUUGGCGAGUGGAUGAUCGGUCAAACUCGGCGCUGUUAACCAGUUCAAAUGAACACAUGUCAGACCAGUCCAGGCCUACUGUGCACCCUCCACUUGACUUGGUUCCUGACACAGAUACAAGCGAAUAUGAAGACGACGAGGACGACCGAGGGCCUGGGGAGGCUUUUUGUCAAAGCCCAAUAGUAUUAGAUCGUACGGUGGAUAGCAAUCUACUAGUAUUUGUUUUACAUUCUUAUGCCCAAUUGAUGCCAUUGGUGAUAUUUGACCCACUCAAGCCGGCUCCAGGACCAAACAUACUGUGGUCGGCCGAUUUUUGGGAUCUGAAAUUUCCCGCUCCCGGGUGCUAUUAA
Rhizoctonia solani is the source of this 804-nucleotide messenger RNA. Its product is annotated as Fungal Zn(2)-Cys(6) binuclear cluster domain. The record is from RefSeq and is a predicted model, not a curated record. Lineage: Eukaryota; Fungi; Basidiomycota; Agaricomycetes; Cantharellales; Ceratobasidiaceae. The transcript has 5 exons. Gene Ontology annotation, molecular function: DNA-binding transcription factor activity, RNA polymerase II-specific; zinc ion binding. Gene Ontology annotation, biological process: regulation of DNA-templated transcription. Bases 1 to 804 code for a protein of 267 amino acids.